CACCACAUGUACAACAGGUGGUAAGCAUUUUUGGAUAUGGCCGCCAACGCGUGAGAGAGCAGAGAUAGAGACAGAGAGAGCUGAAGACCUGGGUGUGAGAGCGGCGGUACAUCUAUGCGCGGAGACGCACGCUGCUGGGCGGAAAGCGAGGCGUGAGCGGAAGGGGUGGAUCCAAGCAGCAGGCAACACACGAGCGGGAGAAAAGCACACGGAAAAGCACUGUCGGCGGGUCUGGCUUGACCGACACCGCCGACAGCAACCCAGAUGUCAGCCCCUGGGUUUGCGGCACUGUUCGAGGUGGCGACAUUGGGUGCAGCCUUGACGGUAGCUAGCAUCGUCGGCUCUCGGUUUGUCGUUCGAUGGCACCAAUGCAGCGGUACCGCGGACCUCUCCGCCGCCGUCUCCGGGCUGGCCUCGGCCCUCCUCACUCUUUUCUUAUCCCUCAACGCUACAUACACGUAA
This is a messenger RNA of Ectocarpus sp. CCAP 1310/34, 462 nucleotides long. NCBI's taxonomy places the organism in Eukaryota, Phaeophyceae, Ectocarpales, Ectocarpaceae. The record is from the annotation of a GenBank genome assembly.